AUGGACAGGGCAGAUGAUUUUGUCAAUGCAAAAGAUACUCUGCAAGCUUUGGUAGACCUUGUCAAAGAAGAUACUCAGAUUGAGCAGAGAAACAGGCAGGUUGAUAAGAAGGGUAAUCCAAGUAGGCGAGAAAGAGAGAGGGAAGGAUGGUCAAAUCGCAACCUCAGAUUGGUGCACAAUAAUCUGAGCGUACAGGAAGGAGAGAGAGAAAAGGAAAGCCGCCACCCCAUCAAAACAAGCAGUUGGUAUUGCAAAUACCAUCAGAUGAGCUUGCACUGGACGACCAUGAGAAAGAGAGUCGCUGAGUUAGCAGGAAUUGGUGAAUUGGAGCAAAUGGUCGCAGAGCGGUUAAAGCCUAAAAGGCAUCAGGAGACUAGGCAAGAAGCAAGGCGGAGUUUCAGUCCAGAAAGAAGGCGCCAUGUUAAUAACCGCCAGGACAGGAGGGCGAGGUCGCCCCCAAAAGGAGAAAUAAAGACCAUAGCAGGAGGUUUUGUUGGGGCUGUUAUUUCUACAUCCAGCCGAAAGGUGUAUGCAUGGAAGGUAAGAUAUGAAGAGGUGUUCAUGGCGGAUCGAGCACACAAACAACCAAAGCUUAGCAGUGAGCGAAUGGUGAAAUCCUUUGAAGAGGCGGGCAGGAAAGGAAUUAUAUAUCUGCAUGACGAUGCGCUAGUGAUAACCCUCGUAAUAGCCAAUUAUAUAACUAGGCGGGUACUAGUAGACAAUGGGAGCUCGGCGGAUAUACUGUUCUAG
This is a messenger RNA of Carya illinoinensis, 750 nucleotides long. RefSeq lists its product as uncharacterized. Bases 1 to 750 code for a protein of 249 amino acids. The record is from RefSeq and is a predicted model, not a curated record. The transcript has a single exon. NCBI's taxonomy places the organism in Eukaryota, Viridiplantae, Streptophyta, Magnoliopsida, Fagales, Juglandaceae.